GUGUGCAAAUAUCAGGGAUCGAAUGAUGGAAAAAAAUAAAUCAACAGCGGAAGUUGAUGAAGAAAAUUCUAAGGAAGUAGCUUGGAAGGAUUUGGGGAUUGUUGAUACUUUAUGUAAAACAUGUGAAGAUCUAAAGUGGAAAGCACCUACCAAAAUUCAAUGUGAAGCUAUUCCAUUAGCACUACAAGGUAAAGAUGUAAUAGGAUUGGCAGAAACUGGGUCUGGCAAAACAGCUGCUUUUGCACUUCCUAUAUUACAAGCAUUAUUGAAUAGUCCACAAAGAUAUUUUGCUUUAAUUUUAACACCUACUAGGGAAUUGGCAUUUCAAAUAUCAGAACAGUUUGAAGCUUUAGGAUCAAGUAUUGGUGUAAAAUGUGCCGUGAUAGUAGGUGGAAUGGACAUGAUGUCUCAAGCAUUAUUAUUAGCAAAAAAGCCACAUAUUUUAAUUGCCACCCCAGGGAGAUUAGUUGACCAUUUGGAGAACACUAAGGGUUUUAAUCUACGUUCGUUAAAAUUUUUGGUUAUGGAUGAAGCUGAUCGGAUUUUAAAUAUGGAUUUUGAAGUUGAGGUAGACAAAAUUUUAAGGGUAAUUCCCAGAGAAAGGAGAACAUUACUGUUCUCUGCGACAAUGACAAAGAAAGUUCAGAAACUUCAACGUGCAUCUUUGCAAAAUCCAGUUAAAGUAGAAGUUUCAACAAAGUAUCAGACGGUUGAAAAGUUACAACAAUAUUAUAUAUUCGUUCCAGUGAAAUUCAAGGAUGUAUAUUUAGUACAUAUCUUAAACGAACUGGCAGGCAAUAGUUUUAUGAUUUUUUGUGGAACUUGUAAUAAUACAGUCAGGACUGCCCUUCUUAUACGUAAUUUAGGCUUCACUGCAGUCCCAUUACACGGACAAAUGUCACAGAAUAAAAGAAUAGCUGCUCUUACUAAGUUCAAGGCAAAAAAUCGAUCUAUACUUAUAUCUACAGAUGUUGCCAGUAGGGGUCUUGAUAUUCCGCAUGUAGAUAUUGUAAUAAAUUUCGACAUACCUACACACAGCAAAGAUUACAUACAUAGAGUUGGCCGUACUGCGCGUGCUGGCCGUUCCGGUCGUUCCAUUACAUUUGUAACGCAGUAUGAUGUGGAAUUAUAUCAAAGAAUCGAACAGUUGAUAUCAAAACAAUUACCCUUGUAUCCUACGGAAGAAGAGGAAGUAAUGGUGCUUCAGGAGAGAGUAGCUGAAGCACAACGUAUUGUUAAAAUGGAAAUGAAAGACAUUGAAGACAGUAAAAAAUCUGGGAAAAGAAAAAAGCGUGGCGACAAUGAGGACGAUGACACGGAACAAUCUGUUGGAGUCAGGAAAAGAAUACACUUCAAACAUAAAGGAAAGGGAAAAAAAGGUUGAGCGACAUAGUCAUCUUGUAAGAUAUGUUUGUUAAUUCUUAAUAAAUAAUCUGAAC
Dufourea novaeangliae is the source of this 1439-nucleotide messenger RNA. It is a transcript of the gene pths, whose product is annotated as probable ATP-dependent RNA helicase DDX47. Bases 23 to 1384 code for a protein of 453 amino acids. The transcript is spliced from 8 exons. NCBI's taxonomy places the organism in Eukaryota, Metazoa, Arthropoda, Insecta, Hymenoptera, Halictidae. Gene Ontology annotation, molecular function: RNA helicase activity; ATP binding; nucleic acid binding. The record is from RefSeq and is a predicted model, not a curated record.